Messenger RNA from Cladophialophora psammophila CBS 110553, 1221 nucleotides. RefSeq lists its product as uncharacterized. The record is from RefSeq and is a predicted model, not a curated record. The transcript is spliced from 2 exons. Gene Ontology annotation, molecular function: ubiquitin binding. NCBI's taxonomy places the organism in Eukaryota, Fungi, Ascomycota, Eurotiomycetes, Chaetothyriales, Herpotrichiellaceae. Gene Ontology annotation, cellular component: nucleus; cytoplasm. Bases 1 to 1221 code for a protein of 406 amino acids. Gene Ontology annotation, biological process: ubiquitin recycling; proteasome-mediated ubiquitin-dependent protein catabolic process.
AUGACCAGCUACAGCGCAGGUGACCAAGCAGGCAACUAUUUCCAGACUGAUGCAUCUUUGGCUGAAAGUGAUCGGAAACGUCAGAAGGCAGCAAACACAUUGGGGGAUCCAGUCAAAUUCCCCACAAAACUGCUAGCUGCCGGUGUCAACUAUUGUUUUGAUGCUACUGGGGAUGUUGUUUUUGUCGCCGAGGCCGGGGGCUCAGUGACGGGUCUGCGGUUAUCUACAAGCGAGAUUUCCUCGACACUGAGCGGCCCUCAGGCACCCCUGACCAGCCUUGCCUUUCACGCUGCGCAGGUUGCUACAGGCUCUUCUACUCUCAGUCAAAUUUAUUCUGGUUGCUGGGACAAAUCCAUAUGGAAAUAUUCGUUCCAAGGACCUACAGUCAUCGAUCAAUCUUCAUUUCCUGCUCACCAAGACUUUGUGAAAUGUCUUCUAGUUGUUCGGACUCCUGAUAAACAAGAUAUUCUAAUCUCAGGAGGAGCUGAUGGAGACGUGCGAUUCUGGGCUCUGGACGGACAACCACUUGGCUCCAUCAAACCCCAAGCCCGAGGUAUCGAAUGUCUUGUCCUAGACCCUCUUUCCCCACUCGAUUCGCCUGUUGUGAUGCUUUCGACCUCCAAGCAAGAAAUCUUGUCCUUUUCUGUCCCAGCGGUAUCCAACAUCACCACGCAUAAAUUCCAAGUCUCUCCCCCGAUCACGGCGCAUGCUACGAGCGUGUACAAGCUGCACUUCGAUGAGGAUGGAGAUCUAUGGACAGCUUCGGCUGACAAAACAGCCAAGCGUCUCUUGAGAGACGAGGGCUGGAACGUUGACACGACAUUGACUCACCCCGACUUUGUGCGAGAUGUGGUGACACACGAUAAAUAUGGCUGGGUGGUGACAGCUUGCAGAGACGAAAAUGUGCGUGUGUGGAAUAAGGCGACUGGAGACCUCCACCACGUUUUUACCGGGCAUUAUGAAGAAGUGACAGGACUGUGUCUGGUCCGAGAUCUCGUCAUCAGUGUCAGCAUCGAUGCAACGCUUCGAAGAUGGAGUUUGGCCCCUGCGGAUCUGAACAAGGCGGUGCAAGAGGCCAAGAACCCCCAGCUUCUCGAACAGGAACCCCCACCCAACGCGGAUCUGGCGAUGUUGACCGCGGAGGAGGAAGCCGAACUGCGCGCAUUGAUGGAGGAGGAAGAGCAGGAGAUGUUGGAGAAGAUGGCCAUGGACGAGCAGUAA